AUGGAAAAGGUAGUGAUGGUGGGGGCGGGGAACAGCACAGCUGUCCAGGAGUUCACCCUGGAGGGCUUCCCUGCAGUCCAGCACCUGGGGAAGGUCCUCUUCCUGCUGCACCUGCUGGCCUACCUGGCCUCUGUCACAGGGAACUCGCUCAUCUUCACCAUCAUCUGGGCUGACCGCCGCCUCCACACCCCUAUGUACUUCUUCCUCAGCAUUUUCUCCUUCGGUGAAUGUGGUUUCAUCUCCACGGUUAUCCCAAAACUCCUGACCAUCUUUCUGUCUGGAAGACAAACAAUUUCCUUUGCUGCCUGCUUCACACAAGCAUUUGCUUUCCUUUUUCUGGGUGCAACUAUUUUUUUUCUGAUGGCUGUGAUGUCCCUGGAUCGCUACCUGGCCAUCUGCAAACCUCUGCACUACCCCACCAUCAUGAGCCCAAGGACGUGUAUCCUGCUGGUCACUGCCUGUUUCUCUUUGGGAUUUCUGCUUAUGGUUAUUCCAGUGAUAAAGCUGUCCCAGCUGUCCUUCUGUGGCCCCAGUGUCAUCCCUCACUUCUUCUGUGACUUUGGACCCUUGGCAAAGCUCUCCUGUUAUAAAACCAGAGCUACUGAAAUGUUGUUCUUUAUCUUUGCUUUCUUUAUCCUGUUUGCUUCCCUCUUUGUAACUGUCAUAGCUUACAGCAACAUAGUGGUCACGAUUGUACACCUGCCAUCAGCCAAGGAGCGGAAGAAAGCCUUCUCCACCUGCUCCUCUCACCUCGCUGUUCUCUGUCUGAUGUACAGUAGCUGUGUAUUUAUCUACCUGAGGCCAAAGCAAAUGAUCAGUCUGGACUCCAACAGAGAGGCUGCUCUGGUGAACACAGUGGUGACCCCGCUGCUGAACCCUGUCAUCUACACCCUGCGCAACAAGCAGGUGCACCAGGCACUGAGGGACGCUCUGUCCAGGGUGAAAUUGCAGAAAUAA
Molecule: messenger RNA, 957 nt
Organism: Cavia porcellus (domestic guinea pig)
Lineage: Eukaryota; Metazoa; Chordata; Mammalia; Rodentia; Caviidae
Product: olfactory receptor 6E1-like
Exons: 1
Coding region: 1-957 (318 amino acids)
Biological process (GO): G protein-coupled receptor signaling pathway
Cellular component (GO): membrane
Molecular function (GO): G protein-coupled receptor activity; olfactory receptor activity
Source: RefSeq, a predicted model, not a curated record